Hyposmocoma kahamanoa is the source of this 1787-nucleotide messenger RNA. RefSeq names its product endonuclease/exonuclease/phosphatase family domain-containing protein 1-like. The coding region runs from base 64 to 1572 and encodes 502 amino acids. The transcript is spliced from 5 exons. Gene Ontology annotation, cellular component: plasma membrane. The record is from RefSeq and is a predicted model, not a curated record. Lineage: Eukaryota; Metazoa; Arthropoda; Insecta; Lepidoptera; Cosmopterigidae.
AAAGAAAUAAAAUUUAAUUGUGCUAAUGAUCGAUAUUUGAUUUUAAAAGUGGCGGGUGUCAUUAUGGGGCAGAAUUCGAGUUCUGUGAGGAGUAAGAGUCGUCAGCGCUCCUUUCGGGGUUUUGUUCGGCGAAAUAAGCUAAAUAAAUCUAGUUUGAGUCACACGUUCAGUUUGCCGCCAUCGGAAGAGUAUCCCGAGCUGAUGAAUGUAAAUACGGCCACGGAGGAGCAGCUGAUGACCCUGCCUGGCGUGAACAGGCAACUGGCGCGGGAGAUUGUACGUCAUCGACAGAUGAUCGGCCGAUUCAAACGAGUUGAUGACCUUGCACUAGUCUCAGGUAUAGGAGCAGAGAAACUAGAAUUAUUACGGCCAGAAAUCUGCACGAGUACAAAGAAACAGAUAUCCAGAGCGAGUUCAUGCACACAAUCCUUAGAUAGUGAACGAUUAUCAUCAGAAAAUAAAUUAUGUUCCAUAAAUUCCUCCAGUGUGUUCCAACUUCAAUGUGUGCCAGGUCUUAACCAGGAGAUAGCGGCCAAUAUAGUGGAUUAUCGCAAUAAAAAAGGCCCAUUUAAGUCACUGGACGAUUUAAUAAAAGUAAGAGGAAUGGAUAUAAUAAGAUUAGGCACCGUUAAGCAGCAUUUAACAUUAGAGCUAAGAAAAUGUAAGAGUGUACAGAAUUUAAACAAUGGGCAUGUAAACAGUUUUGCUGAAUUAUCAUUAAAUAGUUCAUUACAAAAUGGGGUGACGAGUACACCUAAUCGGACACCUCAUAGAAAAAGUUUAUCUAUGCAUACACAAGUUCCUAUAAAAUUACCAAACGGAUUUGCAACAGCACCAGUAAAUGAUAUCUUGGACUUGCUAGCGGCGUACUCGCAUCGACCAAUAGUUGAAGAAAUGUUUACAUAUGAACGAGAUGGAGUACGUUGUUGUCGACUGGCAUCCUGGAAUCUCCAUCAACUUAGCGUAGAUAAAAUUUCAAAUCCUGGUGUUAGAGAAGUUGUAUGUCGGACUAUUUUGGAAAAUAAGUUAUCCCUUAUAGCGAUACAAGACAUCCUAGAUGAAGCUGCACUCAAGAUUCUGUGCGACGAACUGAAUGCACCGGUCUUAAGGCGAGUCCGUGAAUGGAAAAGUAAUAGCCAAAGAUGGGAAUACUGCAUAUCAGAGAAGAUAGAAGGGAAACAUCUAGGCUUCAUCUUUGACGUGGCAAACAAGGGGAUUACGAUAGAAGACCUUGACCUCGUACAGAUCAAGUUGUUGACUGACGCCAGUAACAUUCAGAGGCUGCUGAAUAACCUUACUGAUCUUCUGAGUGAGAGAUUCGUUGCUUCUCCUCAGGCACUAAAAACCUGUUCUCCUCUUCUCAACAAAGAAGUCCCGACCACAGUGGACCCGUCAGCAGCGGGAAAGAGCGCAAUACUUUGCAACGGGACAAUAGACAAAACGAACUUCAACGGCCGCUCUGGAACCAUCAAAUCUGGCCUAUGUCACCUCGCUAUACCCCGUGGGUGGUCAUGGGGAGGACCAGCAUCCCCCUACACUCCUAUAUGGGCGGAACUGAAAAUUCCAGAUUGACGAAUCUUUGACGGCCAUAGAUUAAUGUCAGCGGUUUUAUUUUUAAUGUAUUGUCUAUUGGUUAUUUUCAUUCCUUUUACUUUAGUAGAUCGGUUUUUAUGUCAAAUUUAAUCUAAUUUUGGGGGUUGUGCAUUGACUUACAAAUAAGUGGACGACGGGUCUAAUACAAAAACCACGAAAAAAUGUCCCAAGUCAACCUAUUCGAAAUUUAAAUU